Phycomyces blakesleeanus NRRL 1555(-) is the source of this 1809-nucleotide messenger RNA. RefSeq lists its product as hypothetical. Bases 193 to 1725 code for a protein of 510 amino acids. Lineage: Eukaryota; Fungi; Mucoromycota; Mucoromycetes; Mucorales; Phycomycetaceae. The transcript is spliced from 9 exons. The record is from RefSeq and is a predicted model, not a curated record. Gene Ontology annotation, biological process: ribosomal large subunit biogenesis. Gene Ontology annotation, cellular component: Noc1p-Noc2p complex; nucleolus; Noc2p-Noc3p complex.
CUUGAGCCGGAAGAGGAAGAGGAGGAGGAGGAGGAGGAGGAGGAAGAUGACGAUGAUGAGGAAAAUGACGACGACGACAAAAUCAAACUUGAUGCAGACAAGCACAAAAAGGAAUUGGAACAACUCAAAGAACGUGAUCCCGAAUUCUACGAUUACUUGCAGAAGGAGGGUGCUGAUCUUCUGGACUUUGACAUGACCGAAGAUGAAGACGAAGAAGACGAAGAAGACCAAAGCCAGGAAGGAUCGAAAAAAAAGAAGUCGAUUAAAGAGCAAAACGACAAUGCUGAGGUUGUUACAAAGGCAAUGUUGGCAGAGUGGAUCGACCAAUUGGAUAAAACACAGAACAUUAAGGCAUUCAAAAAGAUGCUUUCUGCAUUCAAAACUGCCGCAAGAAUGUCUGAUGAAGAGCAGCAGGAAAAUAUCACAUUUGUUUACAAGAUUGUCAGUCCUCACGUAUUUAACAAGGUUGUUACAACCACCAUGCGUUAUGCUCCUACUAUUUUCAAUCACUAUCUUAAGCCCAAGAAAGAGGGAGGUGCACCUUCUACAGCUACACGUUGGAGUUUCAUGAAGUCGCUUGUAAAAUCUUAUCUCAACAACUUGUUGCAUCUCUUGCAAAACUUGACCGAUGCAAAUAUGCACUAUGUUGCUAUUAGAGAGGCUGAGAAAUGCACGGCUUACUGGGCAUGCUUCGAAAAAACAUCAAAGGACUAUUUAAAGACACUUUUGAACUUAUGGUCCAAUCUCUCAUCUUCUGAUAAUGUACGCAUUCAAAGUUUCUUGGCCAUCCGAUCAUUGGCCACCACACCUGUAGAGUCUAAAAAAGGAUCAUCAGAAAAUAGCUUCCUGGAUCUGUGCUUGAAGAACAUAUAUUUGACAUUUGUCAGAAACUGCAAAACAACCAACCCUCACACACUCCCUGCUAUCAACUUGAUGCGUAACCUGGCAGUAGAACUUUAUGGAAUUAACCAGGUCUUGAGUUAUCAGCAAGCAUUUGCCUAUAUCCGUCAGCUUGCAGUUCACUUGAGAGGUGCUAUGCAAUUAAAGACAAAGGAGAGUUACAAGGCUGUUUACAACUGGCAAUACAUUCACUGCAUUGACUUUUGGGCAAAUGUCCUGUCCACCUAUUGCCAACCCAAAGAUAAUGGAGAGGAAGAGUCUCCAUUAAAGUCACUUAUUUUCCCUCUUGUACAAGUCGCUUUGGGUGCUAUUCGUCUGAUUCCCACUGCUCAGUACUUUCCCCUUCGUUUCCAUGUACUCCGCUGUAUGAUUUCCCUCAACCAAUCCACUCGUGUCUUUAUUCCACUUGCACCUUUUAUUUUCGAAGUAUUUGAGAGCGGAGAGGUCAAGAACAAGUCCAACCCAUCGACUUUGAAACCAUUAGAGUGGGAAGUUCAUCUGAAAGCACCAAAGCAAUACUUACGUACUCGUGUCUAUCAAGAUGGUAUCUUGGAACAGGCAAACGAGUGUUUAAACGAUUUCUACAAGUGCUUCUACACUCACAUUGCCUUCCCAGAGAUGGUUAUUCCUGGAAUUGUUGCUAUCAAACGAUUCGUAAAGAAAUCAAAGAAUCCCAAAGGCUCUAGACAGUUGCACAGCCUUGCACAAAAGCUGGAAACCAAAUCCAAGUUCAUUAUUAUGCAGCGCUCCAAGGCUGACUUUAGCCCGGCAGAUAUCAAGGAGUGUAAUGAAUUUAUGGCAGAAAUGCGACAGAAAUUACAAUAGAUGAAUAAUCAUAUAUUUCAUAUAACAUUCUUUUUAUUAUAUUUAAGAAAAAAUUCAAUAAACAUUUACUCUACUUACAUCUAC